This is a messenger RNA of Dendrobium catenatum, 748 nucleotides long. Its product is annotated as uclacyanin-3. Gene Ontology annotation, cellular component: plasma membrane. Bases 16 to 714 code for a protein of 232 amino acids. Lineage: Eukaryota; Viridiplantae; Streptophyta; Magnoliopsida; Asparagales; Orchidaceae. Gene Ontology annotation, molecular function: electron transfer activity. The transcript is spliced from 2 exons. The record is from RefSeq and is a predicted model, not a curated record.
UUUCAAUCUCCAUUAAUGGCGUGCAGGUUUCUUCUGCUUUUAGAGCUCACCACCAUUCUUGCCCUUCUGGUCUUACCUUGCGAAGCCACCACAUACAUGGUAGGUGACUUGGCCGGCUGGGAUACAAGCGCAGAUCUCUCUUCAUGGCCAGCGACAAAGCAUUUCUACGUCGGCGAUGCUUUAUUGUUCCAAUAUUCUCAGUACCACAACGUCAAUGAAGUAGACAAGGAAGGCUACAGAAACUGCAACGCUUCAAACGCUAUACUAACGAGCUCUAAUGGCAACACUUCUGUUACCCUCACCACCACUGGCGAGAAGUAUUUCAUAUGUGGAGUUCUCUCUCACUGUUUAGGAGGAAUGAAGCUUCAAAUUAAAGUUUUGUCUAAAUUUACUUCAGCGCCACCGCCGCAGCCGCCGUCGCCGCCGCGGUUUCCUUCGCCGCCGUGGUUGCCGCAGUUUCCUUCGCCGCCAUCACUGCAGUCUCCUUCGCCGCCGUCGCUGCAGUUUCCUUCACCGCCAUCGCGGCAGUCUCCUUCGCCGCCGUCGCCGACGUUCUCUCCUAGGACUCCUUCAACUACGCCCUCAAGUCCGUCGUUAGGGAACAUUGUCGACGGUCUAUUUCCUCAGGCAAACGGCUCUUUGCAUGGCUUAAGGUGUAAUUUGUUCUUGGUUUUGUGUUACUGUAUUGGAGGUUUAUUUUGGAUUUUAUUUUAGAAAGUUUAAAUAAAAUGUUAAAAGUUAUAUUAAA